Messenger RNA from Pipistrellus nathusii (Nathusius's pipistrelle), 195 nucleotides. The record is from the annotation of a GenBank genome assembly. NCBI's taxonomy places the organism in Eukaryota, Metazoa, Chordata, Mammalia, Chiroptera, Vespertilionidae.
AUGACGCCGUUCAUGCUCACUGUGGUCAUGCUGGUGCUCUUGUCCCAGGCCGUCCCAGGCAGCACCGAAAGAUGCUGGAAUCUUCACGGCACCUGCCGUGAGGAAUGCCGGAGGGAGGAAAACGGCUUCAUUUUCUGCCCGAGCGGCAAACUGUGCUGUGUGAAGCCCAGGUUCCAGCAGAAGCUUAGAGGCUGA